GACAAACGCAAUCGCAAGGUGGGAAAUAUCCUUACCCCUACGACGUAUUUCCGAACUCCGAAGUGAUAGAGAAUAUUAUGAAUCAGUGUUUCACCUAGAGUUCGAGUUCUCAGUCAACUCCAUGGAAGUCCUCAUGCAAGCAUCCCCUGCAAGUUGUUUCUCUCCCAAGAGCUCCAAAUGGUUCCGUAGCGGUAGUGUUCUGGAAAAUCAUACUUUCGGCUUCAUUUACUCUAACGGGCAACCCUCUUUUCGCUCAUUUGCUUCCCAGAAGCUCUUUCUCGAUUAUAGGGGAAGAAGCUCGGUGGUCGUAGCAGCGAAGAAGAAGAAGGAAAAAUUCGAUUCUCAUAGCUUCGUACCUAAGCCAGAUGAAGCGACAGGACCCUUUCCUGAAGCCGUGUUGUUCAAACAGAAGGAACUCCGGGAAGACGGUAGACUUCUUCCUGAAUUUGCUGAUGCUGAAGAAGAGAAACUUUACGAGUACCUGAAUCUUCAGCUGGAAAGUGAUUUGAAUGUAGAACGAGUGCGUCACUAUGAAGUUGUUUAUUUGAUUCAUGAAGACCAUGCGGAAGAGGUUAGCAGUGUAGUCUCAAAUGUUGAAGACUUCAUAAGAGAGAAGAAGGGCAAGAUAUGGAGACUGAAUGACUGGGGUCUCCGGAGAUUGGCAUACAGUAUAAAGAAAGCAACGCGUGCAAACUACAUUUUGAUGAAUUUUGAGCUGGAAGCCAAAUGGAUCAAUGAUUUCAAGAGCAUGCUAGACAAGGAUGAAAGGGUCAUCCGCCAUCUUGUGAUGAAGAUGGACAAAGCCAUCACUGAGUAUUGCCCUCCACCUCCCGAGUUCCACACCCUCCGUGCAGGUAUGGAAGACGAAGAGGAUUUGGAUUUUGAUGAUGAAGAUGAUGAAGAUUACGGAGAGUAUUUGGAAGAAGAGGGUGAGUUGGACAAUGAAAAUGAUGAAGAUGUUAUUAUUGUACGAGAUGAUGAAGAUGCUAUUGGGAAGGACAGAACUCAUGGUUCAACUAGUCCAUCUGGUUCAAGUAAAGGGAGUGGAAGAACUCUGAAGGUUGAGAAAGUAUUUAGGUAAUUCUCCUCUGUUUCUUGUUUAACAUGGUGUCUGUGCAAGUAAAGUUAUAUUUUUUCUCUCCUUGAUUUCAAUUGGGUGAAUAGUGUAUUGUGAAAGAUAUUAAUGAUAUUUUCUUUCCAAA
Molecule: messenger RNA, 1202 nt
Organism: Macadamia integrifolia
Lineage: Eukaryota; Viridiplantae; Streptophyta; Magnoliopsida; Proteales; Proteaceae
Exons: 5
Coding region: 122-1081 (319 amino acids)
Biological process (GO): translation
Cellular component (GO): ribosome; cytosolic small ribosomal subunit
Molecular function (GO): small ribosomal subunit rRNA binding; structural constituent of ribosome
Source: RefSeq, a predicted model, not a curated record